UACGAAUACUCGGUGAUUAUAUCGUCAGUGCGUUUAGUGUGCUCCAGGAAAAUAUUUGUGUAUAAGUGGCAGUCACAGGCAUUUUUUACAUUACGCAAAAUGACGCCGACCCCCCAGGAACACGCGACGCAGGAGGAGAUCUCCACGGCCCCGGUGUUCGAUGGCGAGAGGAUCGUCAUCUCCGGCAUGUCGGGGCUCUACCCGGACUCCCACAGUGUCAGCGACUUGUCCGACAUCUUGUACAAUAAGGUCAAUCCUAUCACGGAAAAAGGGUUGCGGUUCAAGUUCAGUCACCCUGAAGUGAUCCAGCAAGCAGGAUCCGUGCCUGGGAUCAAUUACUUCGAUGCCCAGUUCUUCAAGGUGCACUACCGACUUGCUGAGUGCAUGGACCCCAUGUCUCGCAAAAUUUUAGAGCAGGCCUAUCAGGCUAUCUACGAUGCAGGAAUAAACCCGGAAGAUUUGUCCAAUAAGAAAAUUGGUGUGUACAUCGGCACGUGUUCCUCCGAAACUGAGAAAAUUGGCUUCUACAAUUCUACUUCCCGUUACGGAUUUAGUAUUUCAGGUUGCAGUAAAACUAUGUUCGCCAAUCGUAUUUCGUACUGGCUGAACGCGAAGGGCCCGUCGAUGUCGAUUGACGAGGCGUGCUGCAGCUCUACUGCAGCGCUAGAGCAAGCGUACCUCGCUAUGAACCGUGGUGACUGCGAGGCUGCUAUCGUUGGGGGAACCUUCUUGUGUCUGCACCCGCAGUCGUCUGUUCAUUAUGGAAGAAUCAUAAACCUGUGCCAGGAUGGAAAGACCAAGUCUUUCGAUGAGGAUGCCAACGGUUGCGCCAUAUCUGAAGCUAUCAACGUGCUGUUCCUGCAGAAAGCUAAAGAUGCGUUGAGAGUCUACGCUAAUGUAUUACACGUUAAGUCGGAGUUCACUUGCGUUCUGCCUGGAGAGAUUGGGCCUCGGUACGGUUUCUACAGAGACGUUGACAUGUCUGUCGACUUCAUGAAGAAGUUCUACGAGGAAGCGAGGGUCCCCGCAGAAGCUAUUGAGUAUGUCGAAGCUCUUGGAUGUGCCGUGAAGGAGGCCGACAAAGUGGAGCUGCAGGCUAUUGAGAAGGUGUUCUGCAACGAGCGGGAAGAUCCUCUCCUCAUCGGCAGUGUGAUGUCCAACAUUGGGUACAACGAAGCCGCUUCUGGUAUCACUGCCAUUACAAAGGUAUUGUUGGGCUACCACACCGGCAAAAUAGCGGCCAAUCUCCACUGCAGCAACCCUCGUCAGGACGUGGCAGCCCUACGCGAGGGUCGCAUGCGCGUCGUCACGGAGCACCAGGGUUUCCGGGGCACGUACGUCGCCGUCAACGGCAUGUCCAUCGCUGGAGUCAACUCGCACGUGCUCUUACAUGGACACUGCAAACCUAAAGACCCAAGCCGCUACAAGUCCAGCAUCGCUCACCUGGUGACAAUAUCAGCGCGACACGAACAGGCCGUGACCUACAUGUUGGACAAUUUGAAGGCCAACCCCAUCGACCCUGAACAGCUGAGGCUGCUGCAUAACAUUCACUCCAAUAACAUUUCUGGACACUUGGGAAGGGGAUUUGUCAUUCUAGAUACAAAUGAAGAACAGAAGACAGUAUGUCUCUCGGAGAAGAUUGAGUACUUCGACAACGCUCGUCGUCCGCUAUGGUUCGUGUACAGCGGUAUGGGCUCCCAAUGGGCUGGUAUGGGCACGCAACUCAUGCGCAUCCCUAUCUUCGCUGCAGCUAUUGAGAGAUGCCGCAAAGCUUUGGAACCGAAGGGCAUUGACAUAGUCGACAUUAUUACGUCAACUGAUGAGAAGACGUUCGACAACAUCCUGCACUCCUUCGUCGGUAUCGCCGCCAUACAAAUCGGUCUCACCGACAUCCUGCGUGAACUUGGACUUAAGCCUGAUGGAAUUAUCGGUCACAGUGUAGGAGAGCUGGGUUGUGCAUACGGUGACGGUUGCUUGACUGCAGAAGAGAUGAUCCUGUCAGCCUACAGUCGAGGUCUCGUGUCCCUGGAGACUCCGUUCAUCCGUGGAUCCAUGGCUGCCAUUGGUCUUGGAUAUGAACAGAUCUUGCCGAUGUGCCCACCAGAAAUCCAGGUCGCUUGUCACAAUGGACCUGAAUCCAGUACCAUUUCUGGACCUGCUGAGAUCAUGCGCGAGUUCGUGGGACAGUUGACUGCUCAGGGCAUCUUUGCUAAGGAAGUCCCAUGCUCCAACAUCGCGUACCACUCCCGGUACAUCGCUGAAGCUGGUCCCAAACUACUCGAGUACCUUUCUGAGGUGAUCAAGGACCCGAAACCCCGAAGCGAGCGUUGGAUCUCAUCUUCGGUGCCACAAGACAAGUGGGACGAACCGAGCGCCAAACUCUGCUCCGCCGAGUACCACACUAACAAUCUGCUGAGCCCUGUAUUGUUCGAAGAAACUUCAAGGCUGAUCCCCAAUGACGCCGUGCUGGUGGAGAUAGCUCCCCACGGUCUGCUGCAGGCCAUCCUCAAGCGCUCGCUGCACCCCAACUGCAAGAACAUCGCUCUGACCAGGAGGAAGCAUCCUGACAAUACGUUCCUGCUCCUUGAGGGUAUUGGCAAGUUGUUCAUGGAGGGUUACAAUCCCAAAGUCAACGUCUUGUACCCAGAAGUAGAACUGCCAGUGUCUUCUGGAACGCCCUUCUUGUCGCAUCUAGUGAAAUGGGCUCACACCGAGAGAUGGUCUGUACCACUUUUCUGUUCAGCCAAUAGAAAGGUAGGCGCCACCUGUGACUACGUGACCUCACUGCAGGAUGUCGAGCAUGCGUACUUACAGGGACAUACAUUGAGAGGACACACGGUGUAUCCGUUCUCGGCCACCCUGAUGCUGGUCUGGGACAUCUUCGCGAUGACAGUGGGAGUCCCGAGGAAACAGAUCUCCGUGGAGUUCCGCAACUUGCACCUGUACUCGCAGCCGAUAAUGCACGACCAGCGGCAGCUGCGGCUCAGCGUGUGCUUACACAGGGGAGCUGGCAAGUUCGAAAUCCUCAAUGAAGACAUUAAGCUUGCAGUAGGAACUAUUGCCGCUUUAAACAUCGAUGAAAUAAGGCGAAAUCGAGUGAUGAAGGAAGACACUACCCAGGUCAAUAUAGACCUGACUGCUGACGACGUGUAUCAACUGUUCAGAGAUAGAGAUUACUCGUACAGUGGAGACUUCCGCAGCAUAGAAGGUGUGAAUGCAUCCAUGACGGAAGCUGCGAUAAUAUGGAGAGACAACUGGGUGACCUUCAUCGAUGGCCUGCUGCAGCUCAACAUGCUGAGACAGAAGCACGAUGGAGUCUCCGUUCCGACACUUAUCGAGAACCUGACUAUAAAUCUAGAAAAACAUGAGGAAUUUGUUGAAAAUUCCUUCGUAUCUGACUUCAAAGUUUUGAUGAAAGCAGAAGUUGUGGACUAUUUGAAUGUAACCAGAUGCGGUGGUGUGACCAUCAGUAACAUUCAUUUAAAGAAUUUGCCUCCCAUGGUGAACAGAGACAUGACAUUGAAGGCUUUGAAGUUCGUCCCGAAUUCUGAAGCUGUACUUGAUAUUUCAACCUCAUUGGAAGUUAUUACACAAACAGUAGCAGAGAAUGUAAACAAAACCAAUUUGAACGUGAUUGGUAUAGUGAAUCAACCAGUGAGGGGAUUACUCUUCAAUGAAGUAAAUAAGGCCAUCAAGAACAUUUUUGGUGUCAAUGUAACCUACGAUGAAAUCACACGGGAGGCUGCACUAAAGAAUCAAAACCUGAAAGAUUUUGAUCUGGUGUUGGUCCAAAAUCUAUCUACAGACGACGAGCUCUGCCAGCUCCUCCACCGUGCUCUGCAAAAGGACCAAUUCUUAAUAAGCGAAGAGGACCUCACCUUCGGAGGUCGCACUCGCCCCUCCUCACUGUACCGCGUACUCUCCGUGCACAACAUCUUUGAGAACGGCGAGAAACAGUCCCUCCUCCAGUUGAUCCGUUGGGGACCAGCGACCGCAGAAGCUACUGCUACCGUGACCGUGCGCUCAGCUGCAGAUAUCUCACUCCUCGUCUCCACGCGGAACAAUCUGCCCGCGGGCCACCGGCUCCUGAUCAUUGCACCUUACCCGACGGUACCGGGGCUCAAAGAGCUGGUAGCUAAGUGGCGCAAUGAAGCCAGCCGCAACAAGAUCCACCUCAUCAUGGUCGCCAAAGACAGCUAUGAAAGAUUCUAUGUCGAUGAUGUUCCAGAUAUCGACCUGGCGUACAACGUCUUGGAUAAUGGUAAAUGGGGAGGAGAGUACUACGUAUCGUUGGAGGAGAAACCGACAGUGAGCAAGCGUGUGACGUUACAAUGCUCCGAGAUUGGUGAUUACAACUCUCUCACCUGGAUGGACGCUCCUGAACUCAAUGAGCCUGGAGUGGCUGUACAGGUGCAAUACGCUGGCAUUAAUUACGAUGAUAUUAAAAGAGUAAGCGGAUCAUUGUUGAACAAGGAGAACUUAAAGAAUGGUUUCGGCAUGGACUUCAGUGGAACCACCAAGAGCGGUGAGCGCGUGAUGGGCCUAGUCCCGUGCGGCGCGGCGAGCAGCGUGGUGCACGCGCGGCCGGAGCUGCUGUGGCCGGUGCCCGCGCACUGGACGCUCGAGGACGCCGCCACCGUGCCGCUGGCCUACGCACACGCACUCUACUGCUUGGGAAUAAAAGGCCGUAAUGUGAUAAUAUCAGACAACAUGAGUGUGCUGGUGCACGGUGGAGCUGGUGCCUUCGGGCAGGCCGUCAUAUCUAUAGCCUUGGCGUACGGAUACGAGGUGUUCACCACCGUCAGUGACAUGCGCAAGAAACAUUUCUUGCGUAAACUGUUCCCGGCACUAAAAGCGGAUCACAUUGGGAAUUCUCGCGACCACUCUUUUGCUGACAUGGUGAUGAAUGUUACCAAAGGACAAGGCUGUAACAUAGUCAUCAGCAACUCUCUAGACGUAGACCUGAAGAUGGAUGCAAUUAACAUCACCAAGAGUUUAGGUAUCUUCCUGGACACCUCCCAACUACACAAUCACGAUAUCUUCUCCUAUAGAAUGCACAGCUUGACCCUGAACCGCGUCUACAGCACUGUGGACGUCUCCUCUAUAUUCAACCCUGAGUAUAUUGAAGAUGCCAAGCUCCUGCAACGUAUGUUGAGUGAGGGUAUAGCCCGUGGCUACGUGCGUCCACUGUCCCGAGUCACGUACGCGCCACACGACGCGCCGAGUGCGUUCCGUCUGCUGGCGGGCAGCAAGCACCGCGGCCGGGUGCUGCUGAACAUUGGAGAGUACACACUGCAGGCUCAACCCAGGAUCACCUGCAGCGCUGACCGCACCCACCUGAUACUCUGCAACGACGACACCUUCGGCCUGCAAAUUGGAGACAAACUGGUCGAACGCGGGGCCAAGAAGAUUUGUGUGCAUUACCAGAAACCUUCCAGCUACCUACAAGUUAAAGUUCGGUCUUGGCAGCAGUUGGGCGCAGAAGUCGAAAUACUUACUGACGGUUUGGAGAAUGUUGCUGAUAUCAAUGUAUUGUUGAACAAAGCUAAGGCGUUGGGUCCAGUAGAGGGCGUGUACGUGACGGUUGGAGACAAGCAGCAGGUUGUCGACGAAACCUUCCUCAGCAUACUCGACCAGGCAUCCAGGACACUUUGCCCGGACAUUAAAUACUUCGCAGUGCUCAGUACUGGUGAGAAUUCAAUCGGGAAGGAAGUAUGUCUUCGUCGCGCUAAGGACAACUUGCCGGCUACCAUACUGUCCCUACCUGAACUGACCAAUAACAUUACUGAAGGAGCAUGGUGCCGAGGCGCGACGGAGGCUAUGGGGAGGGUUCUGUGUGGCUCGCACAAUGUCGUGCAAGUUACCACGGCGCCUGCGCAACAAGUCUCGCUGCUGCAGAAAAUCUCUGCGAUAGCUGGUAUAACCAUUGACGAAGAUGCCGACAAACAGAAGACAUUAGCUGAGUUAGGUGUCAUGAACGACACCGUAUCAAGAAUCCGCACGUUCUUCCAAAUUCAUUACAGCACCGUCUUUGAAGAGAGGGAAAUACUUGCUUUAACAGUUAACGCUAUAAAACAAUUUGAAAAAUCAAUUACGAAACAAAAAUUCAAAGAUGAGAAGGGCUUGGCGACAUUCUUCUCCUACGUGGACUCGGACGAACUUCUGGCAACCAAUGACUUCGUAUUCCUACCGACACUUGUAAACGAUGCGUCUAUGAGAGACGACGAAUUUGACUCGAACGAGUCGUACCUGUGCAUAAUUCCUGGCAUGGAGGGCCAUUACGAAAGGUUCCGCGCUCUCUGUGCGAGACUGAAGCUGCCGGCGCUCGUGUUGCACCCUGGAUUCUUCAACGAUACAGUACAACAAACCGCCGAAAAACUCGCUAAAGUGUUUUUGAAGAAAAUGGGAUUGAAGAAUACCUUCUACCUCCUUGGUUAUGAAAGUGGAAUAUUCAUUGCUUUAGAAAUGGCUGCCAUUUUAGAAAAGAAUGGUUUGACUGGAACCGUCUACUGCCUUGGAUUCGCACCUGAUGAGUUCGUUCUGAGACUGGAGGAUCAACUCGCAGAAUACAAGACUAAAGAACAACUGGAAGACGCAGUAGCCAAACACAUGUACUCCAUCAUGACGGGAGGCGACACCGCCGGAGUCGACGAAGUCUUGCAAGCAGCCAACACGUGGCCGCAGAAAGUGGACGCUUGCGUGCGCAACUUGCUGGGACGCGUGUCGCAUUCAGCGCAGUAUGCGCGCGCCUUGAUAGAGUCGGCUCUCAGGCGCAUCGAAGGCACUCGCCACUACGUGCCGCGCGUGCACGCGCUGCGCUCCCAGAUAGUGCUCAUGCGCGCUGCGUCCUCCCACGAGGCGCCCUCCCCCGCCGCCCUGCAGCGCCACUCGCAGCGCCCGGUCAUAGUACACCAACUGGACGCGCCUCUAGCACACGCGACCAAUGACCUCAACUGCGCCGUAAUCGUCAACGAAUACUUAAGUUCCGCAAUUCAUGAAGCUUUCGAGAAGAAGAACCUUUGCAACACGUACCUUAUUAACGCCGAUGUUUUCAUGAAUAUGGACUAAUUUUAUUGACAAAUCUUAUUUUUAUUUAUAUCAUACAAUAAACGACUUAUCCACAAAACUAAUAA
Molecule: messenger RNA, 7133 nt
Organism: Spodoptera frugiperda (fall armyworm)
Lineage: Eukaryota; Metazoa; Arthropoda; Insecta; Lepidoptera; Noctuidae
Product: fatty acid synthase-like
Exons: 40
Coding region: 100-7068 (2322 amino acids)
Biological process (GO): fatty acid biosynthetic process
Molecular function (GO): oxidoreductase activity; fatty acid synthase activity
Source: RefSeq, a predicted model, not a curated record